AUGGCGACGGAACCUCAGGUAAAAGAGCAGCUCAUUAUAAAAACAGACUCAUGCAUUCAAUACAUAGACAUUGAUCAGAGACUUCAAUAUGUUUAUGAUAUAGAACAGCUGAUUUGGAGUCUUAACAACGAUAAUUUAUAUCAAUCGAGGGAACAGAUCAUGAAAAUCAUCAAAGAACAUAAAAAUAUAGUCAAAUUUACACUUAAAUGCAUCGAUUAUGUUUCGAAUAAACGCAAAAAAGAAUAUCAAAUUUUUGUUGAUAUUUUCAUUUAUAUAUCUCGAGCUUUUAAUACAAUUGUUGAUAUCAAAAACAAUGAAUUUGCGGUCCUUCUCAAUUACUAUGAAUUAAAACUAGCUAAAGACAAGAAAACAAAAGAUGUUGAUACAAUAAAAAACAUUGCCCCAGAAAACACAAUUUACCACGCAAUUAUCUGGGACCAAUUCGAGAAAAUGGGUGAUUAUUAUGUAGAUGGUUUUGAUCCAAACAAGACCUACAAAGAUUACAAUUCAAAUAAAUUUUCUUUGCUUGAUUUGGCAGCAAAAUAUAGUUCAGUAAAUUGCUUCAAAUUCUUGAUCGCAAACAAUGCAAAAAUAACAGAGAAAACAGUCAAAGCAUGUAUAGAAGGUGGAAAUAAUGAAAUACUUCGUAUUCUUGUUCAAAAAGGUGCAAACUUGAAUUUCAUGCUUUCAGUUGCAAUUGAAUCCCAUCAAAAUCAAAUUGCUGAUUAUUUGAUCAGUAAUUUCAACUGUGAGAAAAUAACUAUCGCACAAUGCUUAGCGAUGUUUAAUAUUCAAGCAGCAUUCUUCCUUUUCGAUAAUGGAAAUGACAUUAAUGAGACUUUUAAUGAAAUUCUUUAUUUAUAUUCAUCAAAAAAUUCUUUAUAUUCAAUCAUACAAUUCACUAUACAUUUAUAG
Molecule: messenger RNA, 915 nt
Organism: Trichomonas vaginalis G3
Lineage: Eukaryota; Parabasalia; Trichomonadida; Trichomonadidae
Product: protein ubiquitination
Exons: 1
Coding region: 1-915 (304 amino acids)
Source: RefSeq, a predicted model, not a curated record